Messenger RNA from Guillardia theta CCMP2712, 1396 nucleotides. RefSeq lists its product as hypothetical. The transcript is spliced from 6 exons. Lineage: Eukaryota; Cryptophyceae; Pyrenomonadales; Geminigeraceae. The record is from RefSeq and is a predicted model, not a curated record. The annotation marks the transcript as partial. Gene Ontology annotation, molecular function: protein binding.
GUAGCUGCGAGGACGAUGUGGACCAGCUGCCAGGAUGAUUGGAGUGUAAAGCUUCACGACUUCUCUGCUGCUUGCAUUCAACGUGCUGUGCUCAACUACUGGUCGAGAAGGAGACUCGUGCUGCUUCGUCAUCGCAAACUGUCCCUGAUCCAGCAUCACUCAGCAAUCGACAUCCAGCGAGUCUUCGCUGGCCAUCUCGCUCGAAACCUAGUCCGCGCAAGAAUCUGCUUCCUCGACCUCCAGCAGCGGCUGGCGAGCAGCAAGGACCAGCUUGCCGUCCGCCUUCAGUGCUGCGUCCGCUCCUGGCAAGCAAGGAGGAACGUUAUCCGCCGAGUUUUCUGGCGGGACAGCGCCAUGGCGGCCGUUAUGAUCCAGUCGGCCGCUCGCUCAUGGCGCGCGCGCUCUGAGUUCAACGAGCAUGCGAUGGAUGUGAUGGGGAGGAGGAGAUGCUGUUCUGCCCUCGUCCUGCAGGCCUGGAGCUUCUCCAACCCCUUUGCACGCCAGCGACCCAUCGCCAGGUAUUGGAAGAAAGAGCGCGAGCGGGCAGCCGAGCGACUCGUGGGCACCUGCAAGAUGCACCUGGCGAGGAGGAGGAUGAGGGAGAGGAGAGACGAGGUGCUGAGCAGAGCAGGAGCGCUCCUGCUGCAAGCUGUCUUCCGCGGCCACGUCGGCCGGUCAACAUUCGCCAAAGUCUUGAAGAAGGAGCAGAGAAAGGAGAUGCAGCGAGCCGCUCUGAAAAUCCAGUGUGUCGUGCGAUGCUGGAGAGCGCGAGAAGGGCUGAAGCGGCAGAAGAUGUUCUGGAUGGAGGCAGGUCGGCUGCGGAGGGCGAGGGAGUUGAUCAUCCGAUCCAAUGCCGCCAAGAGGAUACAGGCAGCGACCCGCAUGUGGAUACAGAGACACGUCGCUCUCCCUCCCCUGCUAGCUCAGCGGGAGCUGGACGCUGCUGCCGUGCUCGUGCGAGUGUACCGGGGGCACACGGGGAGGAGAGACUGCAAGGGGAGGAGGACGGAGAGGAGGCUGGAAGCUGUUCGUAUCCUCCAGUGCGCCUACCGCGAGCAUCUGGCGAGGCUGAUGCUCAGGACAGCCAUCGACCUGUCGUCCAAGAUCCCCGUGCUCAAAGAGCAAAGGAGAAGGCUUCAGGCCGCCGUCUGCAUCCAGCAUGCUUACUUCGCACACGUGGCUCGCCUCAUGUUUGUUGAGCGAGCAGGAGACAUCCUGAUCUCUCACGCGAGGAUGCGGCGGCUGCAGUCGAUCUACAGGAGGCAGCAGGCAGCCUUGUCCAUCGCUCAGAGGGCAGGGGGCAGGAUGCGGCAAGAGCUCCUGCGCCGCGUCGUUGCUGCCAACUUGCUGCGGGCGCAAGUGAAACGAUCGCUGAUCGUGCCCAAGUUCAGGAUGC